Molecule: messenger RNA, 2744 nt
Organism: Rubroshorea leprosula
Lineage: Eukaryota; Viridiplantae; Streptophyta; Magnoliopsida; Malvales; Dipterocarpaceae
Source: the annotation of a GenBank genome assembly
CCUCCGUCAUCUUCCCCGGCCUUCUUUCUCCGCAAUAUCCUUUGCCUUCCUCAUUAAUUUCUCUCUCCUCCAGCCCUCCUCCUUCUUCUUUCUUCUCCUUUUGUUCGUCAUCUUUUUCUUGUUUUAUUUCCUUUUAUAAGAACCCAGAUCUAGGUUCUAGAUCUGGUUUUCUAAAAGAACUAAUCCUGGGUUCUCUUUGGCUUCCGAUGAGCCUAGUGAAUUAGAGCUCGUACGUGGGAGCUCCGUUGACGACGGUAGAGAGGCCCUGGGACCCGCCGCUGAUAGAUGACAGCAACGUCGUCGUUUUAUCUCUUCUCCUGCGUUCUAAAGUGCGCCCCUUUCCUCCUUCCCUUUCUCAGCCACCUCAGAACUGGUCUUAACAGAUAACAACGGCCAUUAGAGAAACAACACCAAGAGUGAUUGAGAUUUCAACGGAGUCACCAGAAGUUGCAACUUAAUAUUUGUGAAGAAUUUUUGUCAUGGACACAUGGCAAAUAAUUCACAUCCCAGACAAGCCACAAGUUCCACCUGACCAACAACCCACUGUCAAUGUGUAUGCCGCAGUUAUUGAGCUGAAGCUUGCCAAUAGCCUUGUAAGGCGCUUAAAUCAGAUAGCACCACUGGAAAAUCUUCGCCAUGUGAAGCGGGUUCAAAAGAAAUGCCUUGAAGGAAAAACUCAGUUAUCUGUGAUAUUAUGUUUAGCUUGUGAAAAUGAAACUGAGUCCAACAGCAUUCCACAGGAUGUACAAGAGCUGAUCAAUUCAUACCAGUUGAGUUCAUAUAUUACAAAAGUUAGCAAAUAUGCUCCAUUAUCAAAAGAAGAAUGGGAAGAACAAUGCAAAUUGUGGCCUACCUCAUAUCAUCCACCAACCUAGUAUGUUAAGUAUAUCUACAUUUUCUUUCUGGUGAUUUGGCUGGUGGAUUAGUGAAUGAAAUACCUAUAUCAAAUGAACUUUCUAUCUAUUAAAAUGGUGGAGAUGUUGACUUAUUUCUCUCUAAAUAUCUUCUCCAAGGCACCAUGUUGGAGUUCUGGAAAAUAGAGGUGCUUAACUUAAAUGAUAUAAGUGACCAUUGUAAUUGUAACAAACUUCAAAGCUAGCACCUCUAACAAAAUGUAAAUGUACAUACUCAACCAUGGUUCCUUACUUCACAUGUUGCAAUUUUUACCUUUUUUUUUCAAUAAUGCAGCAAUAUUGAUGGUAUUACUGGAUUUAGCAAAGAAGAUGCAGAAUUCAUUUUUGGUUUUAUGAAAUACACUAUUGAGUUGAUGAAGUCCAGUGAUAGCUCAAUUGUCAAUGCUGCAGUUAUAGUGGAUCCUUCAGUUAAGCGGAUAAUUGCAGGUGCAUGUGAUCAAGUCAGCAUGUGGUGUAAUCCACCAAGUGAGGCCAGUAUUGAGAGAAGCAACUUUAAACGGUCAGAAGUAGUCACUCUCCAUGCUGAUUCCAAUGGAGUAGCAAGCGAUGUAACUUUGUCUUCAAAUGCGUUAUCCAUUAAUCAACAAUCUUUUGCUACUGUUUCUUGUUUAAACCCUUGGCAGUGGCCUCAGCAGUCAUUGAAUACAAGUUCUUGUUAUUGGCAUCCAUUACGACAUGCUGCCAUUGUUGCUAUUGAAGCUUCUGCUGCGAGGGACAGACAUUUAUUCCAUGUUUUGGGAAAUAAUGGAGAUAAGGCUUAUGAGUUUGACAAUGACCACUCUUCCCCAGUGAGUUCUCCAACAAAAAAACAAAAGAUUAACCUUACAAAUGUCAAGAAUGAUGAGGAACCAGGUGCACUUUCUGAAGGUUCGCAGCCCUCAUCAGCUAGACCUUAUCUAUGUACUGGAUACGACAUCUACCUAGUUUGGGAGCCUUGUGCAAUGUAAGUUCAUCAAACAAUCUUGUGUAAAAGAUUGGCUGGACUGAAGGUGAAGGACUCAUCACCCAUUGUAAUUGAUUUAGAGUGGAUUAAUGAACAAAACAAUCAUAAACUUAAAAAUGUUUGAAGUUAUGAAGCUUAUUAAAGUGUAAAAGAUACUGUAAAGGUUUCUUGGAGUUUGCAUAAAAGAACUUCCCGUUUCGAUUUUGUGUGGUAGGAAAUGUGGAUAUGGAAUGCAAUUGAAAAAUGAUUAUCGGUGUAUUAUGAUUAGCUUUUUAUUCUCUUUCAUUUUAUUAUCUUUUUUUUAUUGUUAUUUGAAGUGUUUCAUCAUCUGAUAUCUCGAUGUUUAUUUUGUUUUCAAGGUGUGCUAUGGCACUUGUGCAUCAAAGAAUUAAGCGCAUAUUUUAUUCUUUCCCAAACCCUAAAGCUGGUGCCUUGGGAAGUGUUCAUAGGCUACAGGGUGAGAAGAGCUUAAAUCAUCACUAUGCUGUUUUCCGUGUCCUCAUACCAGAGGAAGUCCUAAAGAGUGGUGAGACUCUGCCGGAAACUAAGAGCUGGCAAUCCAACAAGAGGGUUGAAGCACCUAUUAGCAUGUGAUCUUCAAUCAAGAAAUCUCCCUUUGGAAUAUGGCUCUGCCCUUCAAGUUUUGCUUAUGACUUGUAGUGUAGCUUUGUAAUCUUUACCAUCUCUAUGAAACCGUGCUUGAUAUAGCUGGCCUCAACCUUCCAUUCUCGUUUCCUUUCUGAUUCUGUGUAACUGUUGUUUAAAGUGUUUACUAAAGCUGAUUAUAACUUUAUUUAUGUGUCCAAUAGAAAUUUGGGUUUUUGAUAUUUAGAUUUCCCCAAAUCCCAGCACAUGUAACUUUUAUUUAAUAACAGUCAUUUCCCGAU